Molecule: messenger RNA, 1150 nt
Organism: Phytophthora nicotianae INRA-310
Lineage: Eukaryota; Oomycota; Peronosporomycetes; Peronosporales; Peronosporaceae
Exons: 2
Coding region: 400-987 (195 amino acids)
Source: RefSeq, a predicted model, not a curated record
CGAUCUUGUCACAACCGUCGAAAGCCUCAUUCUCCAGCUUCUGCAGGUAGUCGCUGGCCUCCUUCACGAAUGCGUUGAAAGCGUCCUUGUCCAGUUGCGACUGAGCACUCAGCGAGUUACUAUUGCGGUACGUCUCAAUCCACUGACGGUAUGCGUCAUUCUCGUUUAGGCGACGCGGCUUUGGUUGCUCUGGGAUUUUAGCCACCAGGUUCUGCACGGCCAAGAUGCUUCUAAGCUCCGGCAAUUCCUCUAAUAACACGGAGAUUUAACAAGUCAGCACUGCAUCGUAAAGUACUUCCCAGAGAGUCACCACACACCAAUAGGCUGCUGCUUGAAUAGACGCCCCAGCGACAGACGCGAUGAAGAACGCGUUGGCGCCGUCAACGCUGCUGACAGUCGAUGCAUUUUGCGAUGAUGAACGUCCACACAGUCGUUUCGCUUAAGUACGAAAUCAAAAUGCUGAUGCGGCGAUGUAUGCUGUCAGCCCGUCGGGCUGCGGGCUGCCGAGCGUUGAGCUCGUCGGUCGGUGACGGUCUCUUUGUUGUGGAAGGAGAUCUUACCCAGCUCCCAGUGGGCACCAUCCCGGCGGUUGGUGUGGAGGCUCAGGUGACUCAUGCUUUCUCGAUUGAGGACACACGUGCCUUUGCCCGACUUUCAGGCGACAAUAAUCCUCUGCAUGUAGACGCCGACUUCGCUCUAAAGCACGCAGCUGAGAGCAAACCCGUGGUGCAGGGACUAUUGUCCGCAAGUCUCUUCGCCACCAUUUUCGGCCGUACUGUACCGGGCGCCGUGUACGUCAAGCAGAAUCUACGUUGGAGAGCACCUUUGCUGGUGGACGAGAAGGUGAUAGCUCACAUCCGCGUGGUGAAAGUCCGCAAGCGCUUUGUCGAGUGUGAGACCGUGUGCAUGAAAGCGAGCAAUAGCGUCGUCGUCGUCGAUGGCCAAGCUACGCUGCUGAUACCAUCCAAUCAGACGACGUGCACCUAGAGGCUUCCCGGAGGAUACUAACAUUAGAGCCACGCCGCUAUUGCAAGAGUACAUGUAGAGCUCUUUUCAUCAAGGUCGUAUUAAGUAGCUGCUCAGUUUAAGUCACACCACCUCAGUUUUGUGAUCUGUGCCUUCAUCUCGGCUUAGUCUUUGUUGAAUAGCU